Molecule: messenger RNA, 1169 nt
Organism: Neltuma alba
Lineage: Eukaryota; Viridiplantae; Streptophyta; Magnoliopsida; Fabales; Fabaceae
Product: MAPK kinase substrate protein At1g80180-like
Exons: 2
Coding region: 130-495 (121 amino acids)
Source: RefSeq, a predicted model, not a curated record
UUUCUUCCCUAUCCUUCUUCUUCAAAAGCUCUCUUCUUCUUCUUCUCUCUCUCCCCCCCUCCUCACACACACAAUAGUAAUAAAAAUCAGCAACCCACCUUCUCAAAAAGCCUCCAAAGAUCCCUUUCCAUGGCUGGCCUGCAAAGAUCUGCAGUCUCUUUCAGAAGACAAGGCUCAUCUGGUAUUGUCUGGGACGACAGGUUCUUAUCAGAAGAGUUGAACAAAGCCAACCAGAAGGAUGAACACGAGCAACAAGAAGACGACCGUGAAAAGUCUGAGGUUAAAGAACUUAACGCAGGAACCAGCCUCCCACCAAUCAACACCAUUGACCGGAGUCGUUCCAACGCCGGCGGAAGGGGGUACCGGACCGGAAAAGUUUCUCCGGCGGUUGAGCCGCCGUCUCCGAAGCUCUCUGCUUGUGGAUGUUGCGGCGCUUUUGGGAAAACAGGGGGCAAAGGAAACAGGACAAGGCCUGGUAAGCGUAGAUCGAGGUAGUUCGUGUUCCGUGAUUUUCCGGUGACCGGAGACACAAUAUUCCGGCGGAUAUGAGGGGUACGUCUCUUCAAUUCGUUGCGAUUCAGCGUGUGUAACAGCUUUAGGUCCUGUAAAAGGGUUGUGUUCAUGUGAAAACAAGAAAACAGAGUACCCUGUUCUGGUCUGAGUUGUUAGAUUGAUUAAAAUUUCUUUGUCGGUUAGGGAAAAAUCAGAGAGACGACUUGCAGAAUAACUUUACCUCCAUAUGGGUAAACAGAGGAGGAGGGGAUUGUAAUUAUGAGUAAAGCUGUGGGGUUAAAAAGGAAAAAUGACGUCUUUGUGCGGAACAAAUCUGAAAGAGGAUCUGUUUCCCAUGAUUGUGAGAGGUUGUGAAUACAAGCUGAGCAUGAUUGAGUUUUGCCUUUUUGAAAAGGCGAUUACGGUGGACAGGAGAUCGUUUAUGGGAAUGAAAUUAUUUAUUAAUAUAUAGUGAGGCAUUAUUGGUAUUAGUAAUAUAUCUAAUGUAUAUAAAUUAUUAUAAAAUUUAUAAUCCUUGAAAUUGUCUGGGGAUGGUAUCUGACAGCUGUCUAAGAAAACUUAGGAAUUAGAAUGAUCACUUUGUCAGAAAUUGAUUAGGUGGUUCUUGGGAUUGGCAAUGAAAAGGAAAGGACAUAUGUGUAGAGGUUUUUAUGCUC